AUGGGGUCGUUCUGCAUAGAGCCAUCCUCACAAACAAAGUUCUGGGGAAAAUGGCGCCGAAAGCAUCGAAGAACCUCUACAAAUGCACCUCCAACCACUAGAAGAACAACUCCGGACCCUGGCACUUCCACGGCUAUUCCUACAUCUACAGGAACCCCGACAACAUCCACAGCAAUUCCAACAUCCACCGGAACGCCAUCAACGUCUACGGCUAUUCCUACGUCAAGUAGUACACCCACAGCAUCAACAGCAAUGCCAACUACCUCCACGGCAAUACCUACCUCAACUGGUGCAGCUACAACUUCCACAGCCAUUCCGUCAUCAAGUUCCACAUCUUCAACAUCUCGAGCGACAACUUCCACUGCAAUUCCAACUUCCACAAAUGCUCCUACCACCUCCACAGCCAUUCCGACUUCGACUUCGUCAACGACGCAAACACCAACAACGUCUACGGCAAUUCCUACUUCCACAGAUAUCACAACAUCUACCGCUAUUCCCACUUCAAGUUCUUCAUCUACAACGACGUCGACUACAACAACCCAAGGAACAACCUCCACUGCAGUACCUACUUCCACGGAUACUCCUACCACCUCCACAGCGAUCCCGACAUCGUCUUCAUCAACAACGGAAACACCGACCACAUCAACUGCAAUUCCAACCUCCACAGAUGCUGGAACCACAUCCUCAACACCCGUCACUAAGCCUUCUGAAGCCACAGAAGCACCAACUACUUCCACGGCGAUUCCCACCUCGACAGAAACCCAAACAACAUCCACGGCAACUACUUCAAAUACAGCUCCAACACAAACCAGUUCCACUGCGAUUCCGCCUUCAACAGGGGAUCCAAACACAUCCACUGCCAUUCCGCCAUCUUCUUCGACAGCAACAGAAGUCGGACCGACCUCUACUGCCAUUCCAACAUCAACAGGAAAUCCAACCACUUCCACAGCUGUUCCGACUUCUAUUUCAACCUCAACUGCGAUUCCGACAUCAACAGGGGAUCCAAAAACAUCCACAGCUCUUCCCGCAACAACAGAAAAUCCAAUAACUUCUACUGCCACACCUACUUCAAGCUCGACAACCGAGACGACUUCAACAGCAAUCCCCACUUCAAGUUCCACGACAACUUCAAUAGCGGUCCCCACAUCAAGCUCCACAACUUCUACCGCCAUACCCACUUCAAGUUCUACGACAACAGAAUCGACGACUUCUACAGCAAUUCCCACGUCCAGUUCAACAACAACAAAAAUUGCGACUUCCACAGCGAUCCCCACGUCAAGUUCCACAAUAACCGAGACGACUUCAACAGCAAUCACCACAUCAAGCUCCACAACAUCAGACACGACAACUUCUACCGCUAUACCCACUUCAAGUUCUACGGCAACAGAAUCGACGACUUCUACAGCAAUCCCCACGACAACUUCUACCGCUAUACCCACUUCAAGUUCUACGACAACAGAAUCGACGACUUCCACAGCAAUUCCCACGUCGAGUUCAACGACAACAGAAAUGACAACUUCCUCUUCGGUCCCAACAUCAAGCUCCACAACAACGUCCACAGCGAUCCCCACGUCAAGCUCCACAACAACCGAGACAACUUCAACAGCAAUCGCCACAUCAAGCUCCACAACAUCAGACACGACAACUUCUACCGCUAUACCCACUUCAAGUUCUACGACAACAGAAUCGACGACUUCCACAGCAAUUCCUACGUCGAGUUCAACGACAACAGAAAUGACGACUUCCACUGCGGUCCCAACAUCAAGCUCCACAACAACGUCCGCAGCGAUCCCCACGUCAAGCUCCACAACAACCGAGACGACUUCAACAGCAAUCGCCACAUCAAGCUCCACAACAUCAGACACGACAACUUCUACCGCUAUACCCACUUCAAGUUCUACUACAACAGAAUCGACGACUCCCACAGCAAUUCCCACUUCCACAACAACCGAGACGACUUCAACAGCAAUCCCCACUUCAAGUUCUACUACAUCUUCAACAGCGGCGCUCACAUCAAGCUCCACAGCAUCAGACCAGGCAACUUCUACUGCCAUACCUACUUCUAGUUCUACGACAACAGAAUCGCCGACUUCUACAGCGUCCCCCACGUCAAGCUUCACAACAACUUCCACAGCAAUUCCCUCGACGACAAAAGAGACGACAGCAUCUUCAACAUCGGCCCCCACAUCAAGCUCUACAGCAUUAGACACAACAACUUCCACAGCGAUCCCCACGUCGAGUUCAACGAUAACAGAAACCACAACUUCCACAGAUAUCUCCAUAUCAAGUUCCACGACAACAGAGAUGACAACUUCGACAAUUCCCACAUCAAGCUCUACAACUUCAGAUACAACAUCUACUGCCAUACCCACUUCAAGUUCUACGACAACAGAAUCGACGACUUCCACAGCGAUCCCAACUUCCACUACUACUGAGUCUGGAACAACUUCCACCGCCAUACCUACAUCGAGUUCGACAACUGAAAACACAGUUUGUAAAAUCUUUCCGCAUCUUCCUGUAUGUCAAGAUGAUGUUUAG
This is a messenger RNA of Drosophila ananassae, 2538 nucleotides long. RefSeq names its product flocculation protein FLO11. The record is from RefSeq and is a predicted model, not a curated record. The coding region runs from base 1 to 2538 and encodes 845 amino acids. The transcript is spliced from 5 exons. NCBI's taxonomy places the organism in Eukaryota, Metazoa, Arthropoda, Insecta, Diptera, Drosophilidae.